Messenger RNA from Laetiporus sulphureus 93-53, 495 nucleotides. RefSeq lists its product as uncharacterized. The coding region runs from base 1 to 495 and encodes 164 amino acids. The record is from RefSeq and is a predicted model, not a curated record. The transcript has 3 exons. Lineage: Eukaryota; Fungi; Basidiomycota; Agaricomycetes; Polyporales; Laetiporaceae.
AUGUCCGCAAAUAACAUAUAUGCCUGCCGCUUUGGACAUCAACCAACUGCCAUGCGGCUAGUCGAAAUGCGCCCUGUCCCAAACUUUGAACUAGCAGAUAAUCUUCUGCGCACCUCGCGAACAACUUUGGCCGUCAUUUCCCUGCCUAGAUCGGACAUCCUUUACCGGUGGCUCACACUCUUUGUCACUUCGUCUCUGCUAGUCCCCGCAUUUGCGAGUAUUCCAACAGUGCACGAGCUGACCGCGGCGAAACCACGCCAGAACACGCUCUUGCUUUGCCACACAACAAGCCCCGUGCCGAUUCCACUCCCAUCUUCCCAUCCCUCUCCUCACCCACCUCCCCUCAUUGGCCCUUGCGAACCAGUUCCCUGUCAUGGGAACGGCCCCGUCGCACCACGCCCAUCUCAGCAGCACUGCCCACCGACCCCGCAUCUCGCACAUCACCAUUCCCUAGGGUCAUGGGUCGCACUCGCUGUCACGCGGCCACCGCAGUAG